CUCUGCAGCAUCAUCGGGAGCUACGGAGAGAUCAGAGAUAGCAGUUGCAGGUGAUCACAACACUUGCAAUUUGCAAGAGAGAGAGAGGGAGAGAGAGCUUUGCAAGGGACUAGGUAGUUAGCUUAUUAUACAUUUAGGUAGUGUGUGAUCACUGAUCAGUGAUCAACUCAAAACAGAAGCAGCAACAGCUAACAAUGGGCAAGCUGGCCUUGCUCAUCUGUGUGGCGCUCUUGUCGGCGGCAAUGGCGAACGGCACCAGGCCUGCCGCAGGGACCGUUGGCGGCGGCGGCGCUGCUCCUCCUGCUAGCCCUGUUGUCGCAACAACGCCGGCUACUGCUGGUGUAGUUAGGACGCCACCGGCGGCGGCCGCGGCGGACAGCAAGAGGAAGGUGCCCAACGGACCUGAUCCUAUUCAUAACAGGAGAGCCAGAUGGGGAGAAGCACCGUCGAAGAGAGUGUAGGGUGGCGACGAUGCAGCGCCGUACUAGCUAUACAGAAGCAAGCACAUUGAUGCUUAUGGAAUGGAGAAUGGAAGGUCCCAUAGGUCACUAUCUUG
Molecule: messenger RNA, 556 nt
Organism: Sorghum bicolor (sorghum)
Lineage: Eukaryota; Viridiplantae; Streptophyta; Magnoliopsida; Poales; Poaceae
Exons: 2
Coding region: 195-461 (88 amino acids)
Source: RefSeq, a predicted model, not a curated record